ACCAUUGAGAUAGGACGUCCUAUAAAAUCGAGGCUCUUUCUCUGAAUUCUCACUAUUCAUAUUGAUGCCUCAUUUGAUCUCUCCAUAGAUAGAACAAACUGGGGGAAUAAACAGUUGAAGGCUUUCUUAAUCUAUAAAGUUGAUAGAAAAUGGCUGAGGUCGAUGAUAUUCAGCCCUUGGUAUGUGAUAACGGAACUGGAAUGGUGAAGGCCGGGUUCGCAGGGGACGAUGCUCCAAGAGCAGUUUUCCCCAGUAUCGUUGGGCGGCCCCGACACACCGGUGUGAUGGUCGGGAUGGGACAAAAGGAUGCAUAUGUGGGAGAUGAGGCUCAGUCGAAAAGAGGUAUCCUAACCUUAAAAUAUCCGAUUGAGCAUGGAAUAGUUAACAACUGGGAUGAUAUGGAGAAGAUCUGGCAUCACACUUUCUACAAUGAGCUUCGUGUUGCUCCAGAGGAGCACCCGAUCCUUCUAACCGAGGCACCUUUAAAUCCCAAGGCCAAUAGGGAGAAAAUGACUCAGAUCAUGUUCGAGACAUUCAAUGCUCCUGCAAUGUACGUUGCAAUUCAAGCUGUCUUGUCUCUCUACGCCAGUGGCCGUACAACAGGUAUUGUGUUGGAUUCUGGUGAUGGUGUGAGUCAUACUGUGCCAAUUUAUGAGGGAUACUCGUUGCCGCACGCUAUCCUUCGUCUAGACCUGGCCGGGCGUGACCUAACGGACUAUCUCAUGAAAAUCCUCACUGAGAGAGGUUACAUGUUCACCACAUCUGCAGAGCGAGAAAUUGUCCGUGAUGUCAAGGAGAAGCUUUCGUACGUGGCCCUCGACUACGAGCAGGAGCUUGAGACUGCUAAGACCAGCUCCUCUGUCGAGCAGAAUUACGAGCUACCCGACGGCCAAACCAUUACUAUUGGGGCCGAGAGGUUCCGUUGCCCAGAAGUACUCUUUCAGCCUUCUUUCAUCGGAAUGGAAGCUGCAGGAAUUCAUGAGACCACCUACAAUUCUAUCAUGAAGUGUGACGUCGACAUCAGGAAGGAUUUGUAUAGUAACAUUGUGUUGAGUGGUGGCACAACUAUGUUCGGAGGCAUUGCUGAUCGCAUGAGCAAGGAGAUCACUGCAUUGGCUCCUAGCAGCAUGAAAAUUAAGGUCGUUGCCCCUCCUGAAAGAAAAUACAGUGUUUGGAUCGGAGGCUCGAUUCUUGCAUCUCUAAGCACAUUCCAACAGAUGUGGAUUUCCAAGGGUGAAUUUGAUGAGUCUGGUCCAUCAAUUGUCCACAGAAAAUGCUUUUAAGUGGUUGCUAUGGAAAGUCCUCUUUUUAAUUGUUUGGAUUUUAUUGCAGUGGAGAAGUUUUAGUAUAUAAUGUAUGGAAGUCAUUGUCUUGCCAUUUUUCAUUUUUUUGUAUGUAUUUCUUGCUUUAAUUUUUAUUUUUAUUUUUAUUUUAAGAGAGCUUCUUAUGAUAGCAAGCAUAAUUAAGUUAUAUUUAUAAUUGAACUUUGAUCGUAUGUAUAGCACUUAUUGAACAAAAAUAUUCAAUAUAUUAAUUCAUUAUUAUUGAGA
Messenger RNA from Salvia miltiorrhiza (redroot sage), 1550 nucleotides. Its product is annotated as actin-1. NCBI's taxonomy places the organism in Eukaryota, Viridiplantae, Streptophyta, Magnoliopsida, Lamiales, Lamiaceae. The transcript has 5 exons. Bases 150 to 1283 code for a protein of 377 amino acids. The record is from RefSeq and is a predicted model, not a curated record.